This is a messenger RNA of Moneuplotes crassus, 1068 nucleotides long. Lineage: Eukaryota; Ciliophora; Spirotrichea; Euplotida; Euplotidae. The record is from the annotation of a GenBank genome assembly.
AUGGAAGUAUACGCUCAACAUCCUUAUUAUCAAGUUGUGGCAGUCAAGCCAAAGACUAUCAGCACCAGAGCACUAGCUAGCAAGCUGUUUAUUGAGGAGAGAACACUCUGCUUCGUUACUGGAUACUACCUCAAGCCCUUCGUUACUCAGGAUAUCAAGCUAAUUGAUUGUACUAUGGGUGGAGAGAAUGCCCAUAGAGGAUUCUUAGAGACUUCUAUUCCAACUGCUGUCUUCUUGGAUACCUCUAGUGACCUUACUAACAAGGCAUCCGACUUGCCUAACGCUUAUCCAACUAAGGACCAAGUCCUUUCAGCCAUCAAGAAGCUUGGACUUAACCUCACUGAUAGGAUCGUUCUUUAUGGACAGCCUCAUAUGGACAUGAGUAUGACUAGGGCCUACCAUAUUCUCCAUGCUUAUGGAUUCACUGAUGUUACCGUUCUAGAUGGAGGACUUCUCAAGUUCACUCAAGAUGGGUAUCCAACUUGCCCAGGUAUUGACUACACUGGUCCAGCCUCCCAGGUUGAAGACUUGGCUGACCCAUCCCCAUAUCUUAUUCAGAUGGAUGAGAUUAUCGAAUUUGCUGAAGGAAAGAAACCAAACAUGCAACUUAUUGAUGCUAGAGGAGAACAGAGUUUCAAUGGAAAUGAUCCUAACUUGCCACCAGGAACUAGACAAGGACAUGUCCCAGGAGCUAUCAACAUCCCAGCUGACACUUUCAUUAACUCUGAUGAUGACACCUUCUUGAAAUAUCCAGAAAUUGUUGAGAUUCUUGAAUCCAAAGGAAUCGACAAGUCCAAGGAUAUUGUAGUCAUGUGCAAGACAGGAGUCACAGCUACCAUCAAUUAUCUUGCCUUGACUAUGGCAGGAUACACUGGAGUCAGACUCUAUGACGGCUCAUGGACUGAGUACGGUGCUGGAGAUGGGCCAAUUGCUGAGACUACCCCAAAGAUGCCUUUCUACUACCAACCAGUCAUGAUGCCAACCCCACAAUAUUACAUUGUGCCAAGUGGUCAACAAUAUAUGGCAAUCCAAGAAGAUAAGGGACAUCUCCCAGUUUAUCACAAAUAA